GCCUAACCCCAAAGCGGAAGAAAAUAGCUAUGGUUUGCGCUCGCGUGGGUUAGGUUAGUAGGUGAUAGGUGAGCUAACGUGUUAUGAACACAGCCUUUGGAGAUAAAACACGGAAGUUACCCUUCUACAAAGUCUGACUCCUGCUCUGCUGAAAGGAAUUAUUAAGUUACCUAUUGGAGGGCUUACACGUGUCUUAACCAGCCUUUUACCGCGUGUUUUAAUCCUCUCAGUCCUGCCCCCCUAAACACACACAGAUUGGAGACCUGUCCAGGGCGUCUCCAACCUCUCAUCUGAUGACUGCUGGAGAUGGACACCAGCUCCCUGUGACCCUACUGAGGAUGAAGUGGGUUUAGGGGAUGAGUGGCAUUCCUGGAGAUUAUCGUCGUGGAGACGUCCCGGCUAGACUUCACAUUGCUGAAACCGUCAUCGUGUUUGCGGACCAGCAUGAACAAAGGCUGCUGGAAUCGUAGCUGGUGGGAAUGAAGAGACACAUUUCCUGUUUGUGUGAGCGUACACCCACGGGAGAAAAGAACCUUCUCCAGAAUGAACCCGGCCCAGUACAAGCACUUCGCGGUUGUGGACUAUGUGAUAUUCGCGCUGCUGCUCGCUGCCUCCGUGGCCAUCGGGCUGUACUACGCGCUGUCCGGCGGUCGGCAGCGCACCACGCAGGAGUUCCUGAUGGCAGACAGAAGCAUGCACUGCCUUCCUGUCUCGCUGUCCCUCAUCGCCUCCUUCCAGUCGGCCGUGGCGAUCAUCGGCGUCCCGGCUGAGAUCUACGCCCACGGCACUCAGUACUGGUUUAUCGGCUGCGCGUACAUUCUAGGACUUCUGAUUCCUGCUCAUGUGUUCAUCCCAGUGCUGUAUAGGCUGCAUCUCACCAGUGCUUACCAGUAUCUUGAACUGCGUUUCAGCAAAACCGUUCGAAUCUGUGGAACUUUGACCUUCAUUUUCCAGAUGGUCGUCUACAUGGGCGUCUGUGUGUACACACCUGCCUUUGCCCUGAACGCAGUUACUGGAUUUGAAUUAUGGGGAGCGGUGUUGGCGACUGGGCUGGUGUGCAUGCUGUACACGACAAUAGGCGGGCUGAAGGCCGUCAUCUGGACUGACGUGUUUCAGACGGUCGUGAUGUUUGCAGGCCAGCUGGCGGUCAUCGUGGUGGGAGUGCAGAGGACUGGGGGAGUGUCAGAAGUCUGGAGGAAAGUGUUGGAGGGAAACCGCAUCUCUGGUGUGGACCUGAACCCAGAUCCCACAGAGAGACACACCUUCUGGACUCUGGGGGUGGGCGGGGUUUUCCUCAUGCUGUCCCUGUAUGGAGUGAACCAGGCUCAGGUGCAGCGGUACCUCAGCGCCCGCACCGAGAGGCAGGCUGUCAGGUCGUGCUACAUGGUGUUUCCUUCCCUGCAGCUGGCUCUGGCUCUAAGCUGCAUCAUGGGUCUGGUCAUGUUUGCCCGAUACUGUGGAGAGGACCGCUCUGAGCAACUGGGCAGCUCUUCUACAGAUGCAAUGGUGCUAUACUUUGUGAUGGACAUGCUGCAGGACCUGCCUGGGCUGCCCGGGCUGUUUGUUGCUUGUCUGUUCAGCGCAGCGCUCAGCACCAUCUCCUCUGCUUUUAACUCUCUGGCUACUGUGACAAUGGAAGAUCUCAUCAAACCACAUUUCCCCUCCAUGUCCGAGUCUAGAGCGACCCUGGUGUCCAAAGCUUUAGCUAUGUCCUAUGGGUUGAUCUGUCUUGCCAUGGCUUAUCUCACUCACCUGAUGGGGGAUUCGGUGUUACAGGUGGCUUUGAAAAUCUUUGGAGUGGUUGGUGGUCCUAUUCUUGGUCUGUUUUGUCUGGGGAUGUUCUUCCCAUGUGCCAACUCCACCGGUGCAGUAGCAGGUCUGGGAGCAGGUCUGGGUGUAGCUUUCUGGAUCGGCGUGGGGAGCAUCGUCACUCGUAGCUCCGGUUCAGAACCGCUGCCGCCCAGCUGUCGAGUCAUCCUGGCGUCAGACAACACAACAGCAUUCAGCAAUAUCACAAGCCGAGCCUCUGGGCUGAAGAGGUUCUAUUUGUUGUCCUACAUGUGGUACAGCGGGUUCAGCUGCUUCACAGUCAUAAUAACAGGACUGAUCAUCAGCUUCCUCACCGGCCCGAUGAAAGAAGAGGAUGUGACACCUGGAACAAUUUAUCCAUUAUCAGAGAAACUCUUUUGUUUUCUACCUGAGGGGAUGAGAAAGAAGCUGUGCUGUGUAACUCCUCAGAGACCGCCUUUCUCAGCUCAGAGUGCGCCUCCACCACACAAAGAGAGGAACGGGCUGAGCUUCCCUCAACAUAAACCCUCCCAGGAGGAGACGGACGAGUUUCUUCCUCUAGAAUAUGAAACAUCGGUGUGAUGAGGACUGGAAAUUGUCCUGGCCUUUCCACGUCCUCUACAGUGCUCACCUGUUUCAGUCAGCUGCUUUUGUAUUUUGUACGAGCUUUAUUUUUAUACCUGUAAAAACUGCACUAUUUUGUUACCCAGACGAGGUUUUAGGAGCCGCAGAGCAAAAAAAAAUCUUUUUCUUGUUGACGUUUGGUGGAAAAUCACUACUGGAGCUAUACCGAGUGAAAAAAACAGCGACAGAUUGACUCAUGUCUGUAAUCCAACAGAGAAGCUUAAAGUUUUCCCAAAAAAAAAUCAAUAAAAACAUUAAAAAAAAAACAUUUUUAUGUUUAA
Messenger RNA from Nothobranchius furzeri (turquoise killifish), 2693 nucleotides. It is a transcript of the gene slc5a6b, whose product is annotated as solute carrier family 5 member 6. Gene Ontology annotation, molecular function: sodium-dependent multivitamin transmembrane transporter activity. The record is from RefSeq and is a predicted model, not a curated record. Gene Ontology annotation, biological process: sodium ion transport; pantothenate transmembrane transport; biotin transport. NCBI's taxonomy places the organism in Eukaryota, Metazoa, Chordata, Actinopteri, Cyprinodontiformes, Nothobranchiidae. Gene Ontology annotation, cellular component: membrane.